AUGCGGACAAGUGGUGGAGUAGACCCUCGAGUCAGACACGAGUUUCACACGUGCCAUGUCCGGGGCCAGGCGACAUGCUCCAAGCGCCAGAGUGCUGAAGACAAAGCCAAGAUAUUCAAUUUCCCCGUGCUUGCUCACGCCGACAUAUUUGUCUCAAACAGUGGGUACGGCGGAGUGGACUAUGCUAUAGCGAACUCGGUGCCACUGGUACAGUGUGGCAGUAUCUUUGGCAAGGCUGACAUUGGCCGUCGGGUGGAGUAUUCUGGGCUUGGUGUCUAUCUCCCGGAUCAGUCUCGAUCGCCAGAGGCAAUCACGGCGCCGGUCGAAGAAGUUUGGGCGCAGCCGAAAUACAAGCAGCGCGCGUUGAAGCUGAGGACCGAGUCCCAAACAUACUAUCCAUUCAAAAUCGUUGAAAAAGAGAUUCUAGCAUACUAUUAG
Molecule: messenger RNA, 438 nt
Organism: Diaporthe citri
Lineage: Eukaryota; Fungi; Ascomycota; Sordariomycetes; Diaporthales; Diaporthaceae
Exons: 1
Coding region: 1-438 (145 amino acids)
Source: RefSeq, a predicted model, not a curated record